This is a messenger RNA of Linum tenue, 600 nucleotides long. Lineage: Eukaryota; Viridiplantae; Streptophyta; Magnoliopsida; Malpighiales; Linaceae. The record is from the annotation of a GenBank genome assembly.
GGUGGGGUUUUUUCCUCAGUACUUAGAUGAAGCCAACAAUCUAAAGAUCUAUGGUGGAUUGUAGCUCUGCUGGAGAGGACACACGGCGGUGCGACGAGAUCGAUCGACGGGAAUUUGAUUGUUAAUCCUGAUGGUUGAAGAAACCAGCGGAACUCGGAACAAGGGAAAACCACCAAGGCCGUUGGUUACCUGGAUUGCUAUUAGUGAUUCGUUGGUGGGCGUUAAUGCGUUAUCGCAGUGGUGAAAGCAGCUUGGUUAAUGUUGGCUGAUGGAUUGUGCCUCUGAGGGAAGCUUCUGCUGUAAAGUGUAAUCGAUUGAUAUUUCCUUCUCUUUCAUUGUCAACGAGUUUGUUUUGGCAAAUACAUCUACUAUUUCUCCCAUUUUUAUUUCAACCAUCUAAGAAGAGAAAAUGUAGUGACCCGAUGAUUCAGUAUAUCGGAAAUUUCACCAGUUCACUUAGUGUUAUGUAAGCAUGUUAUUCGUCACCUAAUUGAGGACAUGUAAACUCAUCGGAGUUUUGUAUUAUUUCGUAUUAUGUUAAACCUUGACAUAAUGUUAACCCUUGGAGUGUAAUGCUUCUCAAUGCUGCUACUACUAGGU